GUUGGAUCGAAUACUAUAGACGUCUAAAUGAAAAAAAGUAAAACUAUAAUAUUAGUAAUUUUAAAAGAUGAAAAGGUAAUAUUGUUUCUUGUAAGUAAUUUAUAAUUUUCUAAAGAAAUAAUUAAAAAUUGAUUAGAAAUAGUUAAGGUCGAUGGUGGAAUUACGCACAUGCAGAUUAAACUCUUGACGAUAAGACAAUGUUUGAGGAACGACACAAUUUAAUAGGAAAUGCUGGAAGAAGCAGCAUUAUUUUCCCAAAGGCGGAACAACAAUUCUACUCCUGCUUAAGGUUCAUGAAUAUUGAAGGGGCGGCAGAAAGGAUGGACACUGAUGAUAAGGAAACGAUAAUGCUCGUGAAUACGCAAGGAGCUCAACAUACCAACGGCCUAACAAGGAAAAGAGGAAGGCCAGAAUAUGUAUCCAAGAAAAUACAAGUUGAAUCGGCUUUAUGAGUAAAUAAUAUAUAAUUAUUAUUAG
Nezara viridula (southern green stink bug) is the source of this 477-nucleotide messenger RNA. The record is from the annotation of a GenBank genome assembly. Lineage: Eukaryota; Metazoa; Arthropoda; Insecta; Hemiptera; Pentatomidae.